UUCUCUGCAGUUUUGCACCACUCUUUGCUUCUAUCACAGACUACUAGUUAGCUUUUCUUGUCAAAAGUUAACAUUUUUUUUUUUCUUUCUAUUUUCGGCUCUUCUGACGAAUUUGGACUAUCAUAAUAAUUUUCUUCUAGAAAAACAGAGUCCUGAGACUUGAAGAAUGGGACAAUCACUGGGUUGCAUUACAGUAGAGCAGUCAAACGUAGCUGUGAGGGAACAUUUUGGGAAAUUUAACGAUGUUCUUGAGCCAGGAUGUCACUGUUUGCCUUGGUGUCUUGGAUACCAGUUGUCUGGUCAACUUUCAGUCCGUGUGCAACAACUCGAUGUUCGUUGCGAAACUAAGACUAAGGAUAAUGUGUUUGUGAAUGUUGUGGCAUCUAUUCAAUAUCGUGCUUUGCCAGAGAAGGCAGCAGAUGCUUUCUAUAAGCUCUCCAAUGCCAAAGCGCAGAUCCAGGCCUAUGUUUUUGAUGUUAUCAGAGCUAGUGUACCAAAAUUGGAGUUGGAUGCUGUCUUUGAGCAGAAGAGUGACAUAGCAAAAGCUGUUGAGGAGGAGCUAGAGAAGGCAAUGUCUGCUUAUGGCUUUGAAAUAGUUCAGACCCUCAUAGUGGAUAUAGAGCCUGAUGUUCGUGUUAAGAGAGCGAUGAACGAGAUAAAUGCAGCUGCGAGACAGAGGCAGGCAGCAAACGAAAAGGCUGAAGCAGACAAAAUAUUGCAAAUAAAGCGAGCUGAAGGAGAGGCAGAGUCCAAAUACCUGUCCGGGCUUGGUGUAGCUCGCCAGCGCCAGGCCAUUGUUGAUGGGUUGAGGGACAGUGUGCUUGCCUUCUCCGAGAAUGUUCCAGGAACAACGGCCAGAGAUAUUAUGGAUAUGGUGUUGGUCACUCAAUAUUUUGACACUAUGAAGGAGAUUGGGGCAUCCUCAAAGUCAUCAUCUGUUUUCAUCCCACAUGGACCAGGUGCUGUGAGAGAUAUCGCUUCACAGAUUAGGGAUGGUCUCCUUCAAGCCGAUACUGCUUUAAAUUAGAGGGAGAAAAGCUUUGUUGAACAAACUUGUUAUUUGUUAAUGUUCUAUUUAGGUUUCACUUUUAGCAUUCGUGAAUAUGUUUUGACUGUUGCAUAUGUGCAAAAACUUCUAUUAUUCAUCCCCUGCCAUAUGCUUGGUUAGUCCAGAACUUGGUAAAUAAUUCCUAGCAAAGCCAAUCUAUUACUUGAAGGGUUUUCUA
Ziziphus jujuba (common jujube) is the source of this 1226-nucleotide messenger RNA. Its product is annotated as hypersensitive-induced response protein 2. The coding region runs from base 167 to 1027 and encodes 286 amino acids. Lineage: Eukaryota; Viridiplantae; Streptophyta; Magnoliopsida; Rosales; Rhamnaceae. The transcript is spliced from 6 exons. The record is from RefSeq and is a predicted model, not a curated record.